CUGACACAUUUCAAGUCAAACUCAAUAAAUCCUUACAUCCUAACUACUGUUUGCCUGAUACACAAGGUUUUUUUGCUUAUUCUGUAAUACCUGUCUUCAACCAACUUUGUUGUCAUAUUCCAACACAUCCAUAUGUGGUUCUCUUUCAAAAUGUUGAGUACAAAAUUGCAGUUGAGGAUCAUAAAAAGAUGGAAAUUUGAAGUUAACAGUUCCUUUUAAGUUCUUCACCACUGGCUUUUGAAAUUAUAAAUGUCCAGUUUAAAAAGCUAAUGGAUUUUGUACCUGACUAUAAUGACAGAUCUUUUUUGUUCUUACAACUUAAAAGAAUACAAGUACUUGUUUGGAGCAUUGAUCUGUUGAAUCUUAUAAGCUGCAAUCAAUGAAGUAAUUUUGUUCCAAAUAGUUAAGUAAAUGGAAUAGAUUUACUUCUCUAAUCAAUAUUUCAUGUUGUGAAACAUGGAUAGGCUGGUGAAGAUGUUGAAUAUUCUACAAUGUCAAAAGUUGAACCAAGGAAGAUGUUUUCUACUAGGAAAAAGAUAAAGGAGAUGAGUUUGUCAACAAACCAAGAGAAGUCUGAGAUGACAAAGAAGACCUGGAAAGUUGAAGAUGACAGUGGAGAGGAACCAACUCCACUCAAAGGAGGUCCUGUGGAUAAUUCAACUCUUGUUGUUGAGGUCCAAUGGAGAUCUGUACUUUCUUGUUGAAAUUUGAAGGAGUUUUCGUUUGAGAUAUCAUCUUCAAUUUUUGGUUUAACUGAACUCUACAACAAUACUUGACGGCAAUAUACUUUUGCUUAUAUAAUCCAUGAAGUUCUGAUUUUUCUGUUCAAUUCUAUUUACUGGUGGGAACUUACAUUGGUGAAGAAAAAAGGCCUCGGUUGAAUUGAACAAGAAUAUAUAUUUGCCUCAAAAAUUUCGAAAACAGGGUUGGGAUAUGAUACCAUGCCUGAAGGAUGUUAGUGUUGGAAUCCAGUAAAUCCUGAAGUUGGAAGCUACUUAUGGUUUAGAACAAGGGCAGUGUUGUUUUGAAGCUGUAAGGUGUACCAAGAAGCCAAUGUAAAAACACAGGCAAAAAAAGGCACAAAUUGUAGCGCCAUGUCUUGCCUUAGACUCUGGCCUGGAGGUCUUGUGUGGACUUCAUGAAAUAUGGAACUCUUUCUCAGGUUUUCAGAAUGUGGAAUAAAAAUAGCAGCCAAAUUGCAAUGAGAUACAACCAUUAAAAACCCCCUAUAUUUGGUGGUAGCCACUUCCAACACCGUAAAUUCUCCCGACAAGCGAGGGCAUUCUUGUCAUGCAAAUUAAAACCAUAUUGUACCGAACGCUGCGCGGGAAGGUCCCAAGACAGUUACGUUAAAAGUCUCUCUCCCUCUGCCAUGUUCGCUCUACAUAACUUCCAUUCAUUUCCCAAUCAUUGUCUCUCGGUUCAACAAUGGCUUCCCAAAACCCUAACCCUAACAAACCAAACUCUCUGUAUCCUGAGAUCAUCCAAGCGGACCCUCCUCCCUUCAUCUCAAACCCGAAUUCUUCAUCUUCCUCUCUCUAUCCUUCCAUCGACAUGAGAGACUUGGUCGAAAAUCUCUUCCCAGAAAACCCUCACCCUACUGCUCCUCCUGAAUCCCUUGAAGAGGUUCUCGUCAUGUUACCCGGCGUCAUCCUCCACCUCAUCGACAAGCAGUACAGCGUCGAGCUCGCAUCCGGCGAUCUAUCUAUCAUUCGUCUCUGGCAGGGGAAUAACAUUGUCGCCGUUCUCGCCCGCGUCGGCCAGGAGAUCCAGUGGCCGUUGGCCAAAGAUGAGGCGUCGGUGAAGGUUGACGGCUCGCAUUACUUCUUCUCUCUUCGCGCAAUGAAGGAGAAUGGAUCGGGGUCGGAUUCGAGCGAUGAUGAGGGGAACGAAGGGGAGAAUCGGUUGAAUUAUGGUUUGACGAUUGUGCCCAAGGGACAGGAGCCAUUGGUGGAGAUGUUGGAUGGAAUUUUGGAGCAUUACAGCAGUUUUACCAAGGUGGUGGACGUAUCAAAGGAGGGGAUGGAGGUGUUGGAAGUUAAGUUGUCGCCGUUGGAGAAGGACAAGGAGUUGUCGGAAGAAAGGAGCUCUGCGUACUGGACGACAUUGGCACCUAAUGUGGAGGAUUAUAGUGGGACUGCAGCCAGGUUGAUUGCUGCCGGAUCUGGGCAGCUGGUCAAGGGGAUUUUGUGGUGUGGGGAUGUGACCGUGGAUAGGUUGAAAUGGGGGAAUGAGUUUUUGAAGAAAAGGAUGUCGCCUGCUUCCAACACGGAGAUUAGUCCCCAAACUAUGAAGAAUAUGAAAAGGGUAGAGAGAGUCACAUUGGUGACUGAGAAAGUAGCUACUGGGGUCCUCUCUGGAGUUGUGAAGGUUUCUGGAUUCUUCACAGGUUCUGUGGCAAACUCAAGAGUUGGCAAGAAAUUUUUUGGCUUCAUGCCUGGAGAAAUGGUCCUUGCUUCUCUGGAUGGAUUUAGUAAGGUCUGUGAUGCGGUUGAAGUAGCCGGAAGGAAUGUUAUGUCAACAUCAUCCACUGUGACCACUGGACUUGUGUCACAUAGGUAUGGGGAGCAAGCAGGUCAGGCAACAAAUACAGGGCUUGAUGCUGCAGGUCAUGCUGUAGGGGCUGCAUGGGCUGUUUUUAAGAUCCGGAAAGCUUUCAACCCAAAAAGUGUUAUUAAACCUACCAGCCUGGCUGCUGCUAAAGCUGCUGCAGCUGAGAAGGUGGCUAAGAGAUCCAAGUAACCGUUGAUAGGAUGUGAUUAUUGAAAUUUUGAUUGCUGCUGUGCAUAUUGUUAAUCUGUAGGUGAAAGUUUCAGUGUGUGUACCUUCUUUGUAGUUAUAUUAUUUGUUUGUUUUAUGUUGUAAGGAUUACAUGAAUGUGAGUUUGUCACAAGAAUCAACUGGAAAACGAUUUUAUUGGAUUGGGCCUCUCCAAAGUUAGGU
Vitis vinifera (wine grape) is the source of this 2943-nucleotide messenger RNA. RefSeq names its product protein EARLY-RESPONSIVE TO DEHYDRATION 7, chloroplastic. The coding region runs from base 1429 to 2742 and encodes 437 amino acids. The transcript is spliced from 5 exons. Gene Ontology annotation, cellular component: plasma membrane. The record is from RefSeq and is a predicted model, not a curated record. Lineage: Eukaryota; Viridiplantae; Streptophyta; Magnoliopsida; Vitales; Vitaceae.